Molecule: messenger RNA, 1743 nt
Organism: Metarhizium acridum CQMa 102
Lineage: Eukaryota; Fungi; Ascomycota; Sordariomycetes; Hypocreales; Clavicipitaceae
Gene: SKY1
Product: serine/threonine protein kinase, CMGC
Biological process (GO): peptidyl-serine phosphorylation; regulation of mRNA processing; spliceosomal complex assembly
Cellular component (GO): nucleus; cytoplasm
Molecular function (GO): ATP binding; protein serine/threonine kinase activity
Source: RefSeq, a predicted model, not a curated record
AUGAACGGUGAUCAGCCGGCCGAGCCCGAGAAGCCUCCUCCCGAGGCGCCGACCGCCAGUCCAGGCUCCAACGGAGCCGACACAUUGGCCAAGAAGCGCAAGAAGGAGAGUCUCAAGCCCAUCAUCACCACGGAAAGCAAACUGCCGCAGUCCAAGCAGAGUCAACAGCAACAAGACAGUGUUGGAUCACACCAAUUGUCCGCUGGCGCGCCUGCUUCGCCAUCAUCGUCCUCUGUCGACGACCCUGCAGAAAACACCGCCGACGAGGAGGAUUCUGAGGACUACUGCAAGGGCGGCUACCACCCCGUCCAGGUUGGCGAGAAGUUCAAGGAUGGAAAGUAUACCGUCGUGCGCAAACUCGGCUGGGGCCAUUUCUCAACCGUCUGGCUGUCGCGCGACAACACCAAUGGCAAGCAUGUAGCCCUAAAGGUUGUUCGCUCCGCCGCUCACUAUACCGAAACCGCCAUCGAUGAAAUCAAGCUUCUCAACCGAAUCGUCCAAGCCAACCCCGACCAUCCCGGCCGAAAGCACGUCGUCAGUCUGCUCGACUCUUUCGAACACAAGGGCCCUCACGGAACUCACGUUUGUAUGGUUUUCGAGGUGCUUGGCGAGAACCUGCUGGGCUUGAUCAAGAAGUGGAACCACAGGGGCAUCCCCAUGCCUCUAGUCAAGCAAAUCACCAAGCAGGUCUUGAUGGGUCUUGACUACCUUCACCGGGAAUGUGGUAUUAUCCACACGGAUCUGAAGCCCGAAAACGUCCUCAUUGAAAUCGGCGAUGUCGAGCAGAUUGUCAAAAAGGUCGUCAAGAACGAGCCGGCAGAAAAGGAGAACAACCGCAACGGAAGGAGGAGACGCAGGACCCUCAUCACAGGCAGCCAGCCGUUGCCGUCACCCUUGAAUUCAACUUUUAACCAGUCGAAUUUGUUCCCUGGAGGAUCAGCAGCACCGAGCUUUGGUAGCGUUUUGGACCAAGCUGCGAGCAGGAAUAGCGAGCCAUCGCGCAAGUCAACAGAAGAAACACAAAAACAAAGAGAAAAGACAGCAGACAUUCUUACCCGAGAGGUGUCCGGAAUCUCCCUCGAUAAGGCGAGCGGGCCUUCAGCCUCAACGGGUGAGAAGCGCAAGGCCGAGGACGCUCACGCUUUUGAUGUCAUCAGCGUCAAAAUUGCCGAUUUGGGCAAUGCGUGCUGGGUCAACCACCACUUUACCAACGACAUUCAGACCAGGCAAUAUCGAUCGCCAGAGGUUAUCCUUGGCGCGAAGUGGGGGGCCAGCACCGAUGUUUGGAGCAUGGCGGCCAUGGUGUUUGAACUGAUCACAGGCGAUUACUUGUUCGACCCACAGUCUGGUACCAAGUACGGCAAGGACGACGACCACAUUGCGCAAAUCAUUGAACUAUUGGGACCAUUUCCUCGGUCACUCUGCCUCAGCGGCAAGUGGAGUCAAGAAAUCUUCAACCGGAAAGGCGAGCUUCGAAAUAUUCAUCGGCUGCGACACUGGGCGUUACCAGACGUGCUGCGGGAGAAGUACCACUUCAAAGAGGAAGAGGCCAAGAGGAUCUCCGCAUUCCUGGUCCCCAUGCUAGAGUUGAUUCCAGAGAAGAGAGCCAACGCGGGAGGCAUGGCAGGCCACCCGUGGCUGGAAGACACUCCCGGCAUGAAGGGCCUGAAGAUUGAUGGGCUGGAAGUGGGCGGGCGGGGAGAAGGGAUCGAGGGAUGGGCCACGGAAGUGAGAAAGCGAUAA